GCAGGAAUAAUGGGCACGACGAUCUCCGUGUCCUCAAUGCCGAGGGACGAAGUGGAUGAACACAAGAAGAGAAGCCUGAGCAAACCCAGGUUGAUCGUGACAGCCUUCGGUUUCAAGCUGGUUAAGCAGAAAAGUGACAAGAAUGUCAAGCCACGUCCUCAAUCAUCUCAAACCACCCAUAACAGAGAAGGUAUAAAAACACCAUCCCAAAAUGGUCCAGAACAGUCUGAAGAAAUCAAGAUGGUGGAACAAAAACUGGAACAAACUAAACUCCCAGUAACCAAGCAGCUGAACGCUGUGCAGCAGAACCAACCAAGCCACCAGGUCCUCACAUGUCCAGUUCCUAUCGUUGUCCAAGCCUCCACUGGCGAGCUGCUGCUCUGUCUGGGUCGAUUCUUGCGUCGCCGCUGCCUUAAAAUUUCAGAUCUGACCUCAAACGAGGUGAUCGCCUGGUUCAGGAACGUGGACAGGACACUUUUGAUGCAGGGCUGGCAGGAGGAGGGCUUCAUAACGCCACCCAUCCUCGUCUUUGUCUACCUGCUGUGCCGGGACAUAGUGAGUGAGGACAUCACCAGUCCAGGUGAGCUCCAUGGUAUCUUUCUCACCUGCCUGUAUCUGACCUACACUUACCUGGGCACAGAGAUCUCAUAUCCGCUCCAGCCCUUCGUUAUUGACACCAAUAAGGAUGUGUUCUGGACGCAGGCUUUGGGUGUCAUCGAUAAACUCAGCUCUGAAAUGCUCAGGAUCAACAUGGACCCGCAGUUCUUCACUGAGGUUUUACAGGAGCUAAAAAAUGAAGGGGAGAUGAAGAACAAAACUGGUCUUGACCGCUGAAGUUCAAGAUUAUAGAUCCUUGUAUUUCUUCUAAAUGGUCAUGAUGGAGUAAAUGUUUACUUUUAUAAUAAGGAUUUCCACCAAGCUCCAAAGUGUGUAAAUGU
Molecule: messenger RNA, 938 nt
Organism: Tachysurus fulvidraco (yellow catfish)
Lineage: Eukaryota; Metazoa; Chordata; Actinopteri; Siluriformes; Bagridae
Gene: cdk5r2b
Product: cyclin-dependent kinase 5, regulatory subunit 2b (p39)
Exons: 1
Coding region: 10-834 (274 amino acids)
Biological process (GO): activation of protein kinase activity; positive regulation of cyclin-dependent protein serine/threonine kinase activity; brain development
Cellular component (GO): cytoplasm; protein kinase 5 complex
Molecular function (GO): protein kinase binding; cyclin-dependent protein serine/threonine kinase activator activity
Source: RefSeq, a predicted model, not a curated record